UGUCAACAACAACUGCUUAUCAAUCGAUUAAAUUCAUUAAUAACUCAGUGCCAGAAUCGUUUUGUUAAUCGUUAUGAAUUAGCAACUGAAAAUGAUCAAUUAAUUUCCAAUCUUUUAAUAAUAAUUGAAGAAAUUUUUACUAAUGGUUUAUUGACAAAAAAAUCGAAUAAAAUUCUUGGACGUGGAAAUAAAUUAUUUAGCAACAUUCUUUCUAAAAAUGAUAUAAAUCCAUGUUUUUGGAAUUAUAUCAGUGCGUUUCUUACCGAACAUGAAUUGAAACGAUUUUUAUCAUUACGUUUUGUCCAUACGGAUUUAGGUCGAGGACGUUCAUGGAUUCGUAAUUGUUUAAAUGAACAUUCAUUGGAAAAAUAUUUUCUAAUGAUUGUUGAAGAUACGCAAGAACAUCGACAACAAUUUUAUGAUGAUUGGGCCUUAUUAUUGUCUCAGGAACAGAUUGAUGGAUUACCUUCAUCAUUCAAAAGUUUAAAUUCAAUUCUUUUUGCCCUUAAUAUUGAUAAUGCUGAUUUGGAUCGGCCAUCAUCAUCACAAUCAUCUUCAUCGCCGAAAAAAUUCAAUAAUGAUGAUGAUGAUGAUACGAUGAUCAAAUCUUUGGCACCGAUACGAAAAAAUGAUGAAAAUAAUCGUUUAGUGAAAUCGACAAGAAAAAAAAGUAAUUUAAUUAUCAUACAUGAUAAUGAUGAUGAUGAUGAUGUUGAUGAUGAAUAUGAUGAAGGUCAAGAAACAUCGGUUGCAUGUCUUGCACGUAGUGCACCAGUCAAUUCAUUUCUUCAAUCAUCAAGUAUGUCAACAAUUGUAACUCAAGAAUCAUUUCUUGAUGAAACCAACAAUUCAUCCGAAACUAAACGUAGUUUAUCAUCAUUAUCUAUAAAUAAUGAAUCUGAUUCAUCAAAAUUAAUUUUAUAUCCAAUUUCGGAUGAUGUUAAUAUUUUACCAUCAUCAUCAUCAUCUUCAUCAACAACAAAUAAUCCAAUUUCAAAUGAUACAAAUCAAAAUAAUGAUAAUCAAACAGAUCUGUAUGGGAAAAUUGAUGAAUUACAAAAAACACGUGAUCGUUUAACUAAAGAAAAUAAUUUACUAAAUAUUCAGAUGAAAAAAUAUAUUGCAACAAUCGAAUUACUUAAAUAUAAUAAAUGUACAAUUCAAUCACAGCCAUCAACAACAACGGUUGAAACAUAUCAACAACAAUCAUCAUCCGCUCAUCAUAAUAAUGAUCAUUCCAAUCAAACAAUCAAUGAUUAUCAGAAAAAAUUGAUUCAAAUUUCUGAAAUGCAUGGUGAAAUUAUUGAAUUUAAUGAACAUUUAUAUAAAGUCAUUCAGAUAAAAGAUGCAAUUAUUGCUAGAUUAAGAAAUGAAUUAAUUGAAUUACGUGGUCCAUUACCCGAUCAAGAUGAAGUAAUUAGCAUAUCAACUGAAUUAGAAUCAAAUACACAUUCAUUACAAUCAUUACCACAACCAUUAAUACAUGUAUGGAUACCGACAGCAUUUUUAUCCGGUGGUUUUAAAGGAAAAUCACAUCAUAUAUAUCAAAUAUAUGUACGAAUUAAAGAUGAAGAAUGGAAUGUUUAUCGUCGUUAUUCACAAUUUUAUAGUCUAUAUAGAUUAUUAAAAAAUCAAUAUCCAACAACAGCGAAAUAUGAAUUUCCACCGAAAAAAGCAAUCGGUAAUAAAGAUUCUAGAGUUGUACAAGAACGUCGUAAAAAAUUAGAAUGUUAUCUUCGUAAUGUAAUCAAUCAUAUACAAUUACAACAUAUGGAUAUUAAUAAUAAGGAAAAAUUUACAACCAUUUUGCCUUUUCUUAGUGACAAAUAUUUUCUACAAGAUCGAUCACAAUCCGAAUCAAAUCUUAAUCAACAACAACAACAUCAACAACCACAACAAUCAAAUACAAGAAAUUAUCUUGGUUUUUAGAGAUGACAUCAUCAGUACAUAUUAUUAUAUAAAAUUCUCAAUUUGUUAAAUUCAUCAAGAAAUUUUUUUUUCACAACUGCAUCAUCAAUUUGUUUUAUUUUCAUCAAUUUUUUU
Dermatophagoides pteronyssinus (European house dust mite) is the source of this 2043-nucleotide messenger RNA. RefSeq names its product sorting nexin-29. Gene Ontology annotation, molecular function: phosphatidylinositol binding. The record is from RefSeq and is a predicted model, not a curated record. Lineage: Eukaryota; Metazoa; Arthropoda; Arachnida; Sarcoptiformes; Pyroglyphidae.